AUGCUGGGGUUUGAUAAAGCCAGCAAAACCAUCGAGUGGCUAUUCACAAAGUCCAAGACUUCCAUCAAGGAACUCAAGCAGCACCUCAACAUCUCACCCCUGGCAGCUUACAGCUGUAGCACCAAUGCCAACGCCACUUCUACCAGCACAAUCACUGCAAAGAUGAAUUCGUCCACUUCUGAGAAUAGCGAAGUUGCAUCCAAGAUUCAGGAGACUGCAAAUGGCGACGUACACUCGAUUGGGACAUUAGAGAGAGAUAAAAAGAACAGGAAGUUAUGUGUGGUUGCGAGAGAAUCGAGGGUCGAGGCAAGAGCAAGGGCAAGGGAGAGAACAAGGGAGAAGAUGAUGAGGACCAGAUCAGGUUUGGAUCAAUAUCAGAAUUUAAGAAAACAAAGCCCUGAUCAUGAUCAAGUACCACAAAACCCUAAUAAUGAUCAAUUCUCGGGCGGUCACUACUUAUGGUCCUCUAAUUGUCCUAAUGAUCAAUUGUUUGAACCUGGAAUGAUGAUGAAUUCCAUGGUGAUGAGCAUCAAUCAUCAUGAUGAGAAGGUUGUGGGCAGCACAACAAUUCCCAGUGGAGCAAAUUCCGAGGAUUAUGAUUUUCCAAGUUUUCCUGGGAAUUGGGGCCAAAUCAACAAUUCCAAGAACAUUACAGGUAAUAACGUGCUGCAAGUAGAUCCAAACCCUAGUAACUCAUCAACUAUGGCUACUGCUCCUCCUACCUCAUACCCCCUAGAACAAAAGCCUAGUUCAGUUUUCAUGUCCACCUCAUCAAGCAUGCAAGAACAAAACCCUAGUUCAAUCUUCGUCACAACCUUGAUUGCUGAAGACCAAAAUCCCACUACUUCUUCAAAUUUUGGGACCAAUUCAAGUAUUGUUUUGAAGUCCCAUUUCCUUGGAAAUUAA
This is a messenger RNA of Prunus armeniaca (apricot), 906 nucleotides long. NCBI's taxonomy places the organism in Eukaryota, Viridiplantae, Streptophyta, Magnoliopsida, Rosales, Rosaceae. The record is from the annotation of a GenBank genome assembly.